AUGAAAUAUAAUAACAAUUUUCACACAAUUCAAAGUAAUUCUUACAGAAAUAAUGUAAUUGAUAAUAAUAAAAAUAACAAAAGCAAAUCAAAUUGCGCUAUUGUAAAUAAUUCCAAUAUUUUAAAUAUAAACAUGCAAAAAAAAGUUGAUCAUCCAUCUAAUUCUUUAAAUGAAAAUAAUAAUCAUAUCGAUCCUAUUAUUAAUAAUAUGUCAAAUAAUUCUCCUAGUAAUAAUUCAUUGAAAAUUUUGAACUUCAAUAAUAAUAAUAAUUUAAUUUAUAAUAACAACAUUUUAACUAAUAAUUACACUAAUAAUGAAUCAUUAUUAAAUUGUAUAAAAAUAGAAAACGUAAUUCAAAAGACGAAUGAAAAUUCAAUUAAUAAUGUAAAUGAAAAUAAAAAUAAAUCAGUAAAUAUUAAUUAUAAUAAUUUUCAUAAUAAUAUAAAUAAAAGCAUGACUGAGUCAAUCGAGAAAAAUAUCAGUAAUCCUCAAAAUAAUUACAGAAGUUUUUUCCAUAAUAAAAAUAAUACUUUAAAAAAUUCUGACAAUAAUGCAAAUUAUAGCUUAAAUAAUUUGAAUAAGGUAAAUAAUUUAAAUAGAAUUAAUAAAGUAGAUUUAAUUAAUAGAAUAAAUAAAAUUAAUAACUUAAAUGAUAUAAAUAAUAUAAAUAGUGAUAGUAGCAAUGAUAAUCUUAAAAAUUUUAAUAUGAAUAAUAAUAACGAUGUAAAUAGUAAUUUGAAUUACAAAAAUACGAAAAAUAACAUAAUUAAUUUAAGUAGUUCUUUUAAUAAUAACAACACGACUGAUUUAAAUAAUAAAAUCCAUAAUAAUUUAAGUAAUUUAAACAAUAACGUCAAUAGCAUGAAUAACCAAAAUAAUAAUGUGAAUAACUUAAAUAUAUUAAGUAAUAAAGUGAACAAUUUAAAUAGCAAGAAUUAUAUAGUGAAUAAUUUAAAUGAGAAGGUUAAUAAUUUAAAUAAUAAUGUCAGUAGUAUUAACAAUGUAACUUCUAACAUAAAUAGUAUUGAUAAUUUAAAUAACCUGAAACAUCAUAUGCAUAAUAUGAAAAACAGUAAUGAUAGUUUGAAAAAAUUAAAUAAUAAUGUAAAUAAUAAGAAUUUAAGUAUGUCUAAUCUAAAAAUAUAUAAUAAAAAUAGGAAUAAUUUAAAUAAUUUGGAUAACAAAAAUAAUAAUAGUACUUUAAAUAAUUCUUUAAUAAAAAAUACAAAUAAUAAUUUGAGCAACGAUUUAUAUUUAAAUUUAUCAUUAAAUGAUAAAGUGCUCGUAGAUGAAAAUUUAAAAAAUAACAUGAAUAAAGAUAAGCUUAAUACAGAUAAGAUAAACUCAAAUGUAAAGAGUAAUUUAAAUAAUAAAAUACAAAAAAGUUAUAAUACAAGUAAUUAUUUAGAAGAUGAUGAAACAAAUAAGAAUAUUGAUAUGAACAAUAAGAACUCAACAUCUAUAUAUAAUGUAAAUAGUAAGUAUAAUUCGAAUCAAAAUUUGAACUUCGUAAAAAAUUCAUCAAUUCAAGGAAAUAAUAAUAAAUUAAUUUCAUCAAAUAUAAAUCAAAAUUUAAAUGAACAUCCUUCAAGUAAUAAUGAAAAAAGUAACAUUAAUUGUGAUAUUAAUAUUAUGCAAAAUGAUAUUAACAAAAAUAUAGAUAACUCUAAUUUAAAUAAUACCAUUAUUCAUUGUCAAUAUACUUCACCUGAACAUUUAAGAAAAAAAAAAAAAAAGAGAGAGAAUGAAAAAGAAAAAUUUUCAACAAAUAACAUAAAGAAAAGCAAAAAUUCAUUAAAUAAUCAGCAUAUUAUUAUGUAUGGAAAAGAAAAUAUAUCAUUUAAUAAUAAUAAUAAUAGUAAUAAUAAUAAUAAUAGUAAUAAUAAUAAUAACAGUAAUAAUAAUCAUAAUAAUAAUAAUCAUAAUAAUAAUAAUCAUAAUAAUAAUCAUAAUAAUAAUCAUAAUAAUAAUCAUAAUAAUAAUAAUCAUAAUAAUAAUAAUCAUAAUAAUAAUAAUCAUAAUAAUAAUCAUAAUAAUAAUCAUAAUAAUAAUCAUAAUAAUAAUAAUCAUAAUAAUAAUAAUAAUAAUAAUAAUAAUAAUAAUAAUAAUAAUAAUAAUAAUAAUAAUAAUAAUCAUAAUUAUAAUAAUAAUCAUAAUAAUAAUAAUCAUAAUAAUAAUCAUAAUAAUAAUCAUAAUAAUAAUCAUAAUAAUAAUCAUAAUAAUAAUAAUAAUAAUAAUAAUAAUAAUAAUAAUAAUAAUAAUAUUAAUAAUAAUAAUAAUAAUAAUGAUGAUGAUGAUGAUAAUAGUAAUAAUAAUAAUAAUAAUAAUAAUAAUAAUAAUAAUAAUAAUAAUGAUGAUAAUAAUAAUAGUAAUGAUGAUGAUAAUAAUAAUAAUGAUAAUAAUAAUAAUAAUAAUGAUAAUAAUGAUAAUAAUAAUCCUAGUAAAAAUGAUAAUAAUAAUAAUGAUAAUAAUAAUCCUAGUAAAAAUGAUAAUAAUAAUAAUAAUAAUGAUAAUAUUGAUAUGAAUAAUAAUAAUUACAUUAGUAACAAUAGUAGUUUUAUAAAUAAUAAUCUUUAUAAUGAUAAUCAAAUUGACAAUAAUUUAAUUAACAACAUAAAUAAUAACUUAAACAAUCUCCUAAAUGAUAUCAAUAUAGAGAGUACUUCUAUUUCAAAUAAUAUGAAUACAUAUAUUCUAAAUAACUUAAUAAAUAAAAAAAAUAAUAAUAAUAUAGUUAAAAAUACUUGUAACGAAAAUUUAUACAAUAAUGAUUCAGAACUAAAAAACGAGCAGAAUAAUACUUAUAAUACACCUAAUAGAAUUAUUUAUAAUGUUAAUAAUAAUGAUUUUGACACUAAUAUUAUUAGCAAAAACGCUAAUACAAAUAUAAGAAGUAAUAACAAAAAUGUAAUUAAUGAUAGUUUUCGUAACGUUAAAAAAAAAUCAUUAAAAAAACAUUUAGAUAUGACUAAAAUUUUAGAUAAUAAUAAUAAUUUUGCAAUUUCGAGUAAUAUUUCUAAUUUUAACAUAUCAAAUAGCAAUGUAUUAGAUACGAAUAAUUUAGAAAAUAACAAAAUAAAUAUUGAUAAAUUUCAUCAAAAUAAUUCUAGUAAAAAUGAGAUAAAUAAAAAAAUUGAUUCCACAGGUAAUACAAAAAAAAAUAUGUAUAAUAAUACAGUUUAUUUAAAAGGUGCGAAUAAUGAUGAAAAUGACUUAAUUAAUAACUCGAAUGAAAAAAAUAUUAUGAAUAAUUUAAAUUCUAAUAAAAUAUUAGGUGAUGAUAUAAAAAAUAGAAAUAAUAAUUUAUAUGCAUCAGAUAAAAAAUACUCGCAAUCUACUUUUGAUAAUUCCGUUGAUCAAAUGAAUGGAAAACAUUUAAAUAACAUGUAUGUUCAAGAUUUGAAUCAAACGGAAAAGAAAAGAAGCCAUUCUUUUAAUAUUGUCGAAAACAAUUUCUCACCUAAUAACAUAUUUGUAAAAAAUUUAACUAACGAUAACAUAAUAAAUAAAAAAACAAAUGUAGAAAAUGAAUCUGUUUAUGAUAAUAAAAGUUUAGAAAUAGAUAAAAGUAAUUUAAAUUUAUUAUAUUACAAAUUGAAUAAUAAUUAUAAAACAGAUAACAAAGGAAAUAAAACAGAUUAUAUGAAUAUAAACAAUAACGAAAUAGAAAAUAAGAAAGAUGUAAUAAAUAAAGAAUAUUCAGAUUUUUACAUGAAGGAUGUUAGAGAAUCAAGUUAUUUAAAUACAGUAAAUAGUUUGGAUAAUUUUUUUGGUGACAAUAAAAUUAAUAAAAAUUUAGAUGAAAAAAAUUAUUUUAACAAUAUUAACAAUAAAAGUAAUAUUUAUAUAAAUAAUGAAGAUGUUUCAACAAAGUAUUUAUUAAAUUUUUUAGUAGAUGAUUACAAAAAAGUGAAUAAAAAAAAAAUAUUGAAUGAAUCAAGAAAAAAAAAUUUAAAUAAAGAAAUGGUAAAAAAAGAGAAAGGAAUACGAAAAAAUAGAACUAAAAGCAAAAAAAUGGAAAUUAGUGAAAUGAUGCAAAAUUAUGAUUUUAAAAAUAUAUAUCCUAAUGAUAUUUAUAAUAAUCAAAACAAUGAUAUAUAUUUAAAAAAAAAUAAAAACGUAAAAAAACUAUGUUUUCCACAUAAUAAUUUUUCAUUAUAUUUAAAAAAUUCUUCCUCCAUGACUGUUAAUACAACUCCAAGCAACCAAACAAAUACGAUUGAUAUAUUAAGAAGGAAAUAUAAAAGAUUUAGUUUUUGUGUAGAUAAAGUUUUCAACAAAAAAAAUAUAAAUGAUAUAAUUACUUUAAAUGAGAAUGUAAACAAGAACAAGGAUUUACUAUCUUUAUUUAAAAAAAAAGAUGUACGUAAUUUAAAAAAAAGAAAUUUUUCUUUUUUUAUGGGAAAAUUAGAAUUUCAAAAAAUAGAUUUUUUAAUUAUAAAAAGAAUUCAAAUAUGUCUAGAAAAGAUCAAAAAUACAUUUGGAGUAACAUGUGUAAUAAAUAAUGUAGAAAAAAUAGUUUGUAUGUUAAAAAAAGCAUUUAAGGAUAGACUACAUUUAAUGUGGCCCUUAAUAGAGUUUUCUAAUAAAUAUAGAUUAGAUCAAUAUUUCCAUUUGUUAGGAAAAAAUAAAAAUCAUUCACAUUCAAAGUUAAAAAAUACAAAGCUAGUUGUACAUCAAAAUAUAAACUCGUUAAUAGUUUAUUUUAAUCAAAGAAUUAUUGAUGAUAAAUGGGUUGAGUAUUUGAAAAAUCAAAUGAAGCCAAAAAGAAGGAGAAGAAAAAAUAAAAAUAAAGAGAAUUUUGUAGAAGAUAAGACUUUUGAUUUCUUAAAAACAAUGAACACUGCUUUAUCACUUAAUAAUACAACUGAGAGAAUAAUAGAUUUAGAAUCAGUGAAAGCAAAAGCUAAUGAGUUUGCAUUUGUUGGUUAUAAUCAAAAACGACUUUUAACACAAAUUACUCCAUAUGAUUACAAGGCUAUUUUGAAUUUUAAUUUUUGUAAAAAAUUAUUUACAAUAAAUUGGAGAAAACAACAAGCAUCAAUUAUUGAUAAUCUACAUUUUGAUAUGGUUCCUGAUACGGAUGAUAUAAAAAAGCAUUUUGAAUAUGUUUAUAUUAGAUAUAUGGGAUAUGAACAAAAUAAAUUGAUAUUAAAAUCGGGAGAUAAGUUAAAAUCAAGUAAAUUAAAGAAUAAAAAAGAUAAUAAUGUGAGUAACAAAAAUGAUGAUAAAAAAAAAACCCCAAGGAAAAGAAGAAUACCAAAAAAUAUUGAAAAUAUUGGAAAAGAACCAGAUGUUAAAAAACCUAGAAGGAAAUAUGAAAGAAUAAAACCAAAAAAAAAUAAAGAUACAAAAGAAAAUGUAUUAAAAAUUGAAAAUGGAGGAGAUAAUAUGGCUAUUAAUGAAAAUAAUAAUAAUCAAACUAAAAAAGAAAAAAAAGCAAGAGAAAGAAAAAAAAAAAAUAAAAAAAAAUUAUGUGAAGAUAUAACUAUUAUCAAAGGAAACCCUGACACUGUAAUUCAAGCUUCUUUAGAUUUUAUGAACCCAAAUAUGUUUACUUAA
This is a messenger RNA of Plasmodium gallinaceum, 5562 nucleotides long. RefSeq names its product conserved Plasmodium protein, unknown function. The transcript has 6 exons. NCBI's taxonomy places the organism in Eukaryota, Apicomplexa, Aconoidasida, Haemosporida, Plasmodiidae. The record is from RefSeq and is a predicted model, not a curated record. Bases 1 to 5562 code for a protein of 1853 amino acids.